AAAAGAUCCAGCGCAGUACACGACAUAGAACGACGUGUCAUACGUUGUCGGCCCGUUUCGUAUUGUCAUUCCCUCAUAUAAACUUCAAGUUGUUGGCGUCGACACUGCGACUGGACGACUGGCGACCAUGGAGUUGUGGCAAGCAGCCUUUCACGGACGCGUCAAGAGUGUGCGGCGCAUGCUCAAGAACGGAGCCGACCUCGAGUGGACCACGAGCAACGGGUCGUCCGCGCUCUGUGUGGCCGCCGGGGACGGCCAUGCGGACAUCGUUUCGGCGCUAAUCGACGCCGGCGCCAACGUCAACCACGCCAUGAACGACGGGUCCUCGCCGCUGCUGAUGGCAGUGCACGCAGGCGCCGGAGAUAUCGUCGAUCUGCUUCUCGCAGGAGGCGCGGACGUCAAUCUCGCCAUGCCUGACGGAGAGACCGCCCUGUAUGCGGCGGCACAACGCGGCGAGGACGCGAUCGUGUCGGCGCUCUUGUCUGCGGGUGCCAGCGUCGAUCUCAUGUGGCUUGACGACAAUCAGACGCCGUUGUACAUUGCAGCGUACGAGGGCCACGCUAGCGUCGUCCAGCUCCUGCUCGACGCAAAAGCCAGCGUGGAUGUGCCCACAAGUGAUGGCGCGACGGCCGUGUUCGUUGCGGCCCAAAACGGCGAUGAAGACAUUGUGCGACGGCUCCUCGCUGCCACCGCCAAUGUCCACCUUGCCAUGGACACUGGGGUCACGCCGUUGUACAUUGCGGCGGUCCGAGGCCACGCCCACGUCGUCUCGAUGCUGUUGCAAGCCGGUGCCAACGUCGAGCAAGCCGCCAACGAAGGCGAGACACCGUUGCUGGCUGCCGCGCAAGAGGGCCUCAACACUGUUGUCAAGAUGCUGCUCGAGGCCCAAGCGAGCGUCGACCAGCCCAUGAAUAAUGGACGAACACCACUGUAUUCUGCUGCGCGCGGCGGUCACGCGGACGUUGUCGGGUUGCUCUUGACGGGCGGUGCGGCCGUCGAUCGCGCGACAAACGACGGCGACACGCCGCUUCUCGCGGCAUCGCGCAUGGGUCAUGUCGACGUCGUGCGCCAUCUUCUCGACGCGGGCGCCAGUGUCAACCAGGUCGUGCAGCAGCGCUACAAAUACCGCCGCCAAAAAAUAGCUCCAGGCGCGACACCGCUCUUUCUCGCGUCCUUGGGUGGUCACGCGGCGGUCGUCCGCGCGUUGCUUCGUCUUUGGCCCAACGUCAAUGCUGCCGACGCGAGCGGCGACACGGCCUUGUCGGUGGCGACGCGGGCCGGCCACACGGCCAUCGUCAGCCUCCUCCUCGAUGCCGGCGCCACCUUGAGCGGCGUUGGUGGCGACUGCGCCUCGGUCCUCGACGCUCCUGCCAAGGAGCUAUUGCAUGCGGUGGCGGCAGGCGACGCUGCCCGUACACGCCUUCUCGUGGACAACGGUGCCAGCCCCAACAUCAAGGACCAGAAUGGCGACACGCUGCUGCAUUUGGCCGUGCGCAGCGGCAAACACGAUGUUCUCGAGAUGCUGCUGCGAGCGCCCGACGUGGACCUGAACCCUCGCAACAAGGACAACGAAACACCGCUCGUGCUCGCAAUCAAGCUGCGCCACCGCCGGAUCCCGCAACAAAUCUACUCGGCAGUCCACCACAUUGCCCUGGAUGUGCCCGAGAAGGCCAUCUAUAUGGACGCCAAGGAGCUCCUUGGCGAUGGCGGCUUUGGCUACGUGCACAAAGGCAUCUUCAAAAGCGAGCGCGUCGCCGUCAAGUCGGCCAAGUACGCGACCGGGGCCGAGGACCUCCAUGCCGAGAUCCACGCCAUGCAAACGUGCAACUCGCCGUACUUGCUGGAGCUCAUGGCUGUCUCGGGUCAGGACAGUGACAGCCCAAAGCUUGUGCUCGAGUACAUGGACGGCGGUAACCUCCGCCAGUACCUCGACAAGAAGCGCAAGGGUGAACCAACGGAGGUUGACUACUCGACGCUCGACAUUGCGUGGGUCAUUGCCAAUGGUCUUGCCGACCUCCACCGCAAUGGUUAUGUGCACCGCGACCUCAAGAGCCUCAAUGUGCUUUUGAGCUCCAAGAACUACAUCAAGGUGGCCGACUUUGGCCUCACGAAGGAGUUCCAGCUCGACAUGACGACGUUUGUGGGGACGCCGGCAUGGACCGCGCCCGAGGUCUUCGAGUCAGGAGCCACGUACGACUUUGCGGCCGACAUUUACUCAUUUGGCGUCAUUUUGACGGAGCUUGAUUCGCUCCAGGUGCCGUAUACGGGCAUGAACGUCUUCUCUGUCAUCGACGGCGUUCGCAGCGGCGAGUUGCGUCCGUCUCCGGGGCCACAUUGUGCGCCGUGGCUUAGAGACCUCAUUGACGACUGUUUGUCGCAGGAUCCGGCGCGGCGUCCGAGUGCCCAAGUAAUCAUUAACCGCCUGCUUCAGCAGAACGAGGAGGCGCCAAGCGUCGCCCUGCCCGAGCCCGAGCCGAUGCCAACAUGUUUGCUCGACGCCAGCACCAGCACCAGCUCGACCUCCUCGAUGACAACAAUGUCGUCGCUGGCUUCCAUGAGCAGCCGCGUAGCGUGCCCUCUGUGCGCGACGCGGAACGCUGCCAUGGACAAGCACUGCGGCAACUGCAACGAAGCGCUUCCGGAUACGUCCACCAAGCUCGCGCUGUUGCUCAAGCGCGCCAAGGUCGCUGUUGCCAAAGGCUUCUCCAUCAACCUGUGCAUUGAUUGCGACAUUUGCGGCACGACCAACCCGAUCACAGCGGCAGUGUGCGUGGAUGCCGACUGCGGCGAUGACCUGCCCGAAGACGCCGAGAAGCUGCGCAUCCUCGCUCGUCGCUUCGACAUCGCAACGAGCUCUGCUUGAGGCUCGGUGGCGCAACGUGCAGCGCAAUCAGAAUAAGGAAUAUCAGGUCUUAUGGUCAACGGCAAGUGCAUGGCAAUGAUUGAGUAUUAUACCGGAGAUGAUCAGUUUGAUAUCGAUCGGUCUGUGCUUCCCGUCGUGGCAGC
Molecule: messenger RNA, 3006 nt
Organism: Saprolegnia diclina VS20
Lineage: Eukaryota; Oomycota; Saprolegniomycetes; Saprolegniales; Saprolegniaceae
Product: TKL protein kinase
Exons: 20
Coding region: 128-2863 (911 amino acids)
Biological process (GO): protein phosphorylation
Molecular function (GO): protein binding; protein kinase activity; ATP binding
Source: RefSeq, a predicted model, not a curated record